Molecule: messenger RNA, 546 nt
Organism: Symbiodinium sp. CCMP2456
Lineage: Eukaryota; Dinophyceae; Suessiales; Symbiodiniaceae
Source: the annotation of a GenBank genome assembly
AUGUUUUUGAACGCGGCCUUCCUACAGCAGCCCAGUUAUGGCUCAAAUGAUCGCAGCCUCAUGCAGGGUCCCGCUGUGUUGCCACCAGUUGUAGCAGAAGCAACCCCAAGGAUUCGGAAGGAGUUGAGCGGUGUGGAACUUCAACCACCAAAGCGAGGUGCAGCAGUGCAGCGUCCUUUCCUGGCCAUGUCGCAACACUUGGAGGCUCCACUCACGGGCACGUGUGCUUUGGCUGGCGGCCCAGCAGGGCCUGCAGUGCAACGCCAAUGCACGCGCUUUCCGGCGGUGCAUCGACAAAGGCUUGAGGCCCGCGAGCCGGAGCAGGUUUCAGCAGCCUGGACCCUGCAGAGCAGGUUCAUGCUCUAUCCAGCACAGCGCCACCUCGGAGACACUGAUGGGAUUGUGAUUGUGCCAGAUCGGGGACGGGUUUGCGUCCAGGAACAUCACGAUCGGCAGGCGACGGCAGUUCUGAUGACUGCCAACGCACGGGCCAUCAGAGAAUUGCCCAAGGACCACUUGGAGUAUCUGGAGUCGGUGAGAAAGUGA